AUGACUGUGAUUAAUGUGGGAAUCAUCGGCUGUGGAGAGAUUGCACAGGUAGUGCACAUCCCUACCCUAGUCUUCCUCGCAUCCAAGUUUCGAAUCAGCACCCUCUGCGACGUUUCUCAAGAUUCCCUCGCUCAUUGUGUCGCGAAAGUUCCUGGUACCAACCCACCAAAGACCACUACUUCUCCAGCCGAGCUCUGCGCAUCACCGGACGUGAACCUCGUGCUGGUGAUUAACAGCGACGAGUACCACGCGGAGCAUGGGAUUUUGGCCCUUCAGAAUGACAAGCAUGCCUUGAUUGAGAAGCCAGUUGCGCUGAAUGACCGCGAUGCCGACGCACUGAUUGAGGCCGAAAAGAAGUCCAAGGGAAAAGUGAUGGUGGGCUACAUGAGGCGGUACGCCGCUGUCUUCGCGGAUGCCGUUCGCGAAAUCGGAGGCAUGGAAAAGAUCCUUUACGUGCGAGUAAGAGGCAUGUUAGCUCAUCCGAUGACAUGGAAGAAGUUGACGAUUCAACACAGACAUCAUUGGCGCCAACGCCACGUUUGUGGAUCAGCCCGGGCGACGGAAAUGGUCUCACAGGCGUUCCUUGAGGCUGGUGUCACCCACGAGCAGGUGCCUGCGACAAUGUGGAGAGUCCUCGGCGGAUUGGGCACGCACGACCUGAGUUUGAUGCGAGAGGCGAUUGGAACGCCAAUCAAGGUUCUUGGUGCUUCAUACCAAUGGCCCUUCUGGAGUGCCUUGCUUCAAUAUGAUGGAUUCACGGUCGUAUAUGAAUCCGGUGUGGAUUCCAUUCCUCGGUUCGAUGCGCACCUGGAGGUAUAUGGUGGCAACAAGUCUGUGCGGGUCAACUACGACACACCUUAUGUGAAGGGACUUCCCGUCACAAUGCGGCUGCAGGAGAACAUCAAUGGUGAAUUCCACGAGACAUCUGUGCGAAAGACAUAUGAAGAUCCGUACACACUCGAGUUCAAGGAGAUCUACGAUGUCAUGGUUAAUGGGAAGCCUGUGAAGACAACAGUGGAGGACGCCAAGCAGGACACUGCGAUUUUCAAAAUGCUCGUGCGGGCGGUUGCCAAAAGCACCGGCUAA
This is a messenger RNA of Penicillium olsonii, 1086 nucleotides long. The record is from the annotation of a GenBank genome assembly. NCBI's taxonomy places the organism in Eukaryota, Fungi, Ascomycota, Eurotiomycetes, Eurotiales, Aspergillaceae.